Messenger RNA from Saprolegnia parasitica CBS 223.65, 195 nucleotides. RefSeq lists its product as hypothetical. The transcript is spliced from 2 exons. Bases 1 to 195 code for a protein of 64 amino acids. The record is from RefSeq and is a predicted model, not a curated record. NCBI's taxonomy places the organism in Eukaryota, Oomycota, Saprolegniomycetes, Saprolegniales, Saprolegniaceae.
AUGGCAGCGAACGUAGCGAUGGAGCUCUUUGCCAAGGUCGCGAGCCUCCUCGUGGGCCGCUUCACAGUCUCGUUUGAGAACGAACUGCGCUUCAUGGCGGAAAUGACGGGCUCGGCCGCCGCCCACGCGAUGCGCGUCGACAACGUGCCGCAGCAAGUCGUGCGCACGGCGACGACCGCCCUCUCGCGCCUCUAA